Molecule: messenger RNA, 4324 nt
Organism: Phalacrocorax carbo (great cormorant)
Lineage: Eukaryota; Metazoa; Chordata; Aves; Suliformes; Phalacrocoracidae
Source: RefSeq, a predicted model, not a curated record
CCUGCCAAAGGCCUUUGUGGGACUCAAGACUCCGGCUGGCACCAGACCAGGAGAAUUACAAGAAGGAUGAAGAAGUGAUGCUGAGCUGCCCUGAGGGUUUCCAGCCGUCCUUCACCCACAUCAAAUGUUCGAGCGAAGUCCGUUCCAUCAGCUAUGGGAAACCUGCAUACAGGGAAGUUUGGCAUGGAAGGGACAGCAGCGGCAGAUGGAUCCGCAUUCAGUCCGACGUGAGGUGCAUGGAGGUCCUCCAGGUCCUCCCUGAGACCCUGGAGAUUUCCAGCACCACCAUCAAACUGAACUGGACGUGCAGGCUCCCUGACACCUGCCAGCGCAUGCGGGCCACGUGCCGUCUGGCAGGGCCUUCCUCCCCUCCCUGUGAGGCUGAGGAGGUGAAGGGAGAGGAGAUGCUACAUGGCCAGGAGGGAACAUUCACCUGCCCGCCUCUGCAGCCCUUCACUGUCUACAGUGUCACCAUCUCCCUGCCACCCAGUACGAUCCUGUACACACGGCUUCUCAGGACAAAGGAAACAGUGCCCGACAAACCAGAGAAGCUGUGGCUGGAUCCCAGCACGGGUUCCCUCCGGUGGCAGGCGCUGCCCUCCUGCAAAGGGGAGAUCAUUGGAUACCAGCUGAACAUCACGACGAGGAGCACACGGGACGGCCGCUUCCUGGAGAUGGAGCGGCUGCGGCUGAGCGGCUCCGUCACGGAGCACCCGCUGCCUGAGCACAGCCCCGGCAGCAGCUACGUGGUGACGAUGCAGGGACUCACGGCUGCCGGAGCUGGGGCUGCAUCGCUGUGGGAGUUUCAGACCAAGAGUUCAGACACCCCACACCCUCUCGACACCAGCUGUCGCAGUGUCCGCGACAUCUCCCCAUCUCAAGGGACAGCCGUGCUUCCCCUCCGCCCCAUUGCCCGACCCUCCCAGGCGGCGAGGGAGCACCAGCUCAUCGUGGCUGCGACGCACAACGGCACAGCGGUAGAAGGCGCCUGCCUGGGGGAUCCGCAGUCCUUCAACGCCAGCCUGCAGCCUGACACCUACACGGCCGCCGUGCUCAACCUCACCGCCCCCACAGACUUUGUGCUGGGUGACGGGACCCAUGGGGAGGGUUACCACAAUGCUGCCCUCCAGCCGGGCUCCAACUACACGGCCCUUCUCCGCCUCGUCCACCGCUCACAGCAGGCAGAGAAGUUCACCUGUGUGUGCUACAGCUUCUCUCUUGGGCAGGAGCCGAUGCCUCUCCUGGCAAGGAUGCCCGUGGUUGUGGCAGUAGCCCUGGUCAUUGCACUCCUGGCACUAGUGAUUUUGCUGCUUUUUGUGCUCUUCAGGCGAAAAUACAAGUCAAAACCUGCGGAGAACAACAGCACUAUCCCCCUGCGAAGAUGUCGAGGAGGUGUGUGCAAGAUGAACACACAGAUCCCAGUGGAGGAACUGCUGGAGGCUCUGAAGAGGUUUAAGAGGGCAGAAAUAGAGGCAGAGCAGACAGAGGAUGAAUCAGUCGAUAGGCGUGAUGCUGGGCGUCUGAGAGAGUAUCAGCAACUGUCCUCCACUUUGUUGUAUCCCUGUGAUGCCGGGAAGGAGCUGUGCAAUCAGAGCAAGAACCGCUACAAAAGCAUCAUCCCAUAUGAUCACUGCCGUGUGGUGCUGCAGCACUCCAACACGGGGAAUGGCUACAUCAAUGCCAGCUACGUGGAUAGCUACCGGAGUCCAUGCUUCUUCAUUGCAGCUCAAGGCCCCUUGCCUGGGACAGUGGUGGAUUUCUGGCAGAUGGUCUGGCAGGAGAAGACGUCGGUCAUUGUGAUGCUGGCGGACUUAGUGGAGCAGAACAAGAUCAAGUGCGAGCAGUAUUGGCCAGAGCAGGAGCAGGUCUAUGGGGACUUCACUGUGACACUCAACAACACAAGGACCACCACGGGCCUUGUCACACGCAUCUUCUCCCUGCAGAAGGCAGGCUGUGCUCUCCCAAGAGUAGUGGAGCAGUUUCACUAUCUGCUGUGGCCAGACCAUGGCAUCCCAAGAAACCCUGCCCGGCUCCUGUACUUAGUGGAGGUGGUGAACAAGAGGGUGCUGGAAACAUCUGCUGGACCUGUACUGGUGCACUGCAGUGCAGGGAUUGGGCGGACAGGUACCUUCAUUGCCCUGGACUUCCUCCUGAAGAUGGGGAAGGCUGAGGGGAAGGUGGAUGUGUUUCACUGCGUGCAGAAGCUGCGGGAGCAGCGAGUCAGCAUGGUUCAGACCAAGGAGCAGUACACCUUCCUGUACGAGGCUCUGCUCGAAGCCUUGCUCUGCGGCAGCACAGGGGUCCCAGUGGAGAGCAUCGCCCGCCAUGUCCACUGCCUUCAAGAAGCUGAGACCUCAAGGAAUAACAAAGUCCUUGAGAAGGAGUUCAAGACCCUGCAGAAGUUUUCUGAGUUGUUCCAGCUCCUGCCAUGUAGAGAAGCAGAGAAACCCAGCAACCAGCCCAAGAACCGCAAGCCAGGGAUCCUUCCAGCGGAUUCCUGCCGGCCCAUUCUGAUGUCCUCGCUGAACGCAGAUGGCUCACCAGGUUACAUCAAUGCCAUAUUUGCCAACACAUACACUGAGGAGGACAGACUCAUCGUCACGCAGCUACCUUUCUCCAGCACACUGGUGGAUUUCUGGGCUCUGGUCUGGGAUUACACCUGCACAUCAGUGGUUGUGCUGAACCAGCUCCAGGAGCUGGACAAGACAUAUGUGGAGUUCUGGCCCAGCCAGGGAGAAGCUACCUACGGCCAUUUCCAUGUCCACCUGAUCUCAGAAGAGCCUGGAGAUGACUUUACAACCUGCACACUUGCCCUCACCAACAGCCAGCAGCCCAAGAAGUCUGCACUGCAAGUCCUGUUCUGGCAACUGAAGGACUGGCCCAUGCAGCAGCGUCUUCCCCCUCACCCUGCCACCAUCAUCAGCCUGCUAGGGAAGGUGGAGACACACCAUCGGCAGAGCCGAGAUGGACAUAUCCUUGUCACCUGCUGGGAUGGUGCCAGCCGGAGCGGAAUCUUCUGUGCUGCUAGUUUCCUGUGUGAGCAGAUCCAAAGUGAGGGUCUGGUGGAUGUAUCCCAGGCUGUGAGGAUGCUGAAAAGGCGGCGGAGACAGCUGAUUAAAGAUGUGGAGCAGUAUGGGCUCUGCUACGAACUAGCCCUCAUUUACUUGAAUUUAUUUGAAACCUAUGGGAAUUUCAAGUAGAGGCAUGGCCACAACCCAUCUCUGGCCAGGACUUUGACUUUCUUGACAGCCUACCGUCAGUAACAGUGGAAAACCAGGGACAUAAGAGGGGUGUGCACAGCCCCAAGAUGCUUUACUCCUCUGAAAAGCCACCCCAGGGAUCCUCUGCAUCUGGAGACCAUCGGCUGGACUGUCUCCAGAUUGUGGUCAGGCUUUGAAACAGAAACCCAAUCCUUUGCCCAGAGUUUGCACAGGAACUUAUCUGGAAUCACAUCCUGAGUAUACAGACCAGAGCAGAGGCAUCAGGACUUGACCUGUCUGUGUCAGCAACGAAAAGAACCAGCUGUUCCAUCCAGGCUCCCUUGUCCCUUCAGACAGACCCAGGGAAAGUGGCAUAGCUCCACCAACACCCAAAUUGUGUUUUGCCAAGGGACCAUCAAACCGAUGUGUCGUGGUUUAGCCCCAGUCAGCAGCCAAGCCCCACGCAGCCGCUCGCUCACUCCCCCCUGGUGGGACGGGGGAGAGAAUCGGAAGAGCAAAAGUGAGGUAACUCAUGGGUUGAGAUAAAGACAGUUCAACAGGUAAAGCAAAAGCUGCGCAUGGAAGCAAAGCAAAACAAGGAAUUCAUUCACUCCUUCCCAUGGGCAGGCAGGUGCUCAGCCAUCUCCAUUAAAGCAGGGCUCCAUCACGCAUAACAGUUACUUGGGAAGAAAAACGCCAUCACUCCGAAUGUCCCCCCUUCCUUCCUUCUUCCUCCAGCUUUAUAUACUGAGCAUGACAUCGUAUGGUAUGGAAUAUCCCUUUGGUCAGUUGGGGUCAGCUGUCCCGGCUGUGCCCCCUCCCACCUCCUUGUGCACCCGGCAGAGCACGGGCAGCUGAAAAAGUCCUUGACCAGUGUAAGUGCUACUUAGCAACAACUAAAACGUCUCUGCAUUAUCACCACUGUUUCCAGCAAAACUCCAAAACGUAGUCUCAUACUAGCUACUACGAAGAAAUUUAACUCUAUCCCAGCUGAAACCAGGACAGUAUCCACCCCUUAUUCCAUUCAAUUUACAUCAUGCUCAGGUUCCACACUAUCCAAUACAACCUCAUUAACCUCCACGCCCCCCGCCCCCUUCCCAUCCUUUGAUAAAAUACACAGAUAU